AUGGUUUCUGAAAAACGCGUUAUUUUAAUAACUGGUGGAAAUGGCUUUAUAGGAAGUCAUGUAGCGAAACGUUUACAUGAUCAAGGAUAUUACGUACGCGUAAUCGACUUACAUGAUGAUCCAACAUUUCGUCUUUAUAAAGAUACUUCUGAAUUCUGUUCAGAAUUUAUUGAAGGAGAUAUUCGUUCUAUUGAAACUUGUCGUAAAUUAUUUAAUAAAAAUGAUGUAAAAUGGGUAUUUCAUUUUGCAGCAAAUAUGGGAGGUGUCGGUGUUAUUAAUUCAAAAAAUAAUUUCGUCAUAUAUCAAGAAAAUCAUAUAAUGUCUUUAAAUAUUCUUCAAGUUUCAAUGCAAUCAAAUAUUGAAAAAUUCUUUUAUGCAUCGUCUGCUUGUGUAUAUCCUUAUAAUAAACAAAUUAAUUUAAAUGAGGAUAUAAAAUUAAAAGAAGAUGAUAGUACUUGGAAUUGUAAUAGUAUAGAUACGAAACCGCAAGAAUCCUAUGGUGCAGAAAAAUUGAAUACUGAAAUAUUUAUAUCUAGUUUAAGAGAACUCUCCACUUCAUCAGAAAAUAAAACUACUUCAAAAUUUCCUCAAUUCAAAAUUGCAAGAUUUCAUAAUGUUUAUGGGGAAGGUGGAACAUGGUAUGGUGGAAGAGAAAAGGCUCCAGCCGCUUUAUUAAGAAAAGCUAUUUGUGCUAGUAAAUAUACAAAAGAAAAUGUAAUUGAAAUUUGGGGUAACGGAAAACAAAGACGUAGUUUUUUAUAUAUAGCAGAUUGUGUUGAUGCUAUUAUUAAAUUUAUGAAAAGUGAUCUUGAUUUAACAUUAAAUAUUGGUUCGGAAGAAUCAAUUAGAAUUGAUGAACUAGCUUGUGUCGCGUUUGAAACGGUUGGUGUUACCCGUGAUAAAGUAACUUUGAAAUUUGAUGAAAGUAAACCUAUUGGUGUGAAUAAUAGAAAUUCUGAUAAUACGUUGGUCAGCAAAUAUCUUGAUUGGUAUCCAAAACAUACUAUUCGUGAAGGUAUGGAAAAAACGUCUUUGUGGAUCCAACAAGAACUCGAGAAACAACGUCAUCAAUAUAAAGAUGAUUCAUGGAACGAAUUAGUAAGGACCUAUCUUGAAAGUAAAGUAGACGUAUUAAAUUAUAACAAUGAGACUAUAACCUUUGGUGUUCUUUUACCAAUAACUUCUCGAGGGCUAACUAAACCUGAGGAUUGCCUCGAAAAUCUUUCAAACUUUGCAAAAAGUCUUUAUGAGACUUCCCAAGAAGAUAUUCAAGAUAGAUUUGGUGAAACAAGAUACCAAAUUAAAAUUUAUGUCGGAAUAGAUAAUGAUGAUUCUCUUUUUCAUCCGAUAAAAAAUAAUCCCGCAGAAAGAAUACUUAAUGAACAUGGAUUUACGGAUAUUCAUACAAUGGAAUUCGAUUUUCCUCCCGGUUCUAUAUGUGAAAUCUGGAUAGAAUUGGCUCGUAAGGCAUAUGACGAUAAUUGUGAUUAUUUUAUUUUAUUCGGUGAUGACGUAAUUAUCGAAACUAAUGGAUGGAUGAACAAAUUCCAUGAAGCUUAUCGUAAAAUUUCAAUUCAAAAAAAAGUUCCGCGUGGUUUCGGAUGUAUCACUUUUACUGAUACAUCAUUUCAUGGUUUUCCAACGUUUCCAGUAAUUGGUCGUGUACAUUUGGAUAUAUUUAAUGGAGAAGUUCUGCCACGAAAAACAUUUAAAAACCAAGAUGGAGAUCCCUACCUGUUUCAAACUUAUAGACGAUGGGGAUGUUCGAUGAUGUUGGAAGAUGUUGAAAUUCAAAAUGUUGUUGGUGGAAGUUUAGAUCCAAGAUAUGAAAGGACCCAUCAUCCAAAUUGGAGCUUUGAUAUCUUAAAUAACUCAGUUAAUAGAGUUGAAGAAUGGUUGAAAAAAAAUUGUAAAAAUCCUAUACCAAAAUUGCUCACACUUGAUGUCAUUGUACCAAGUUAUAGAGUUAAUUUAAAAUAUCUUGACCCAAUGAUUAGCCUAAAAAAACCUGUUACAAUGUCCACAACGACCAUCAUAAUAGUAGAUGAUCCGAAUUCAUCAAAUAUUAUUACUUUAAAAAAAUUCUAUGAAAAAGAUCCAUUCAUCAGAAUUCGAGUAAACAAAACAAACUUGGGGGCAAGUUUGUCACGAAAUCGUGGAUUACGUGAAUCCAAUGCUGAUUAUGUUCUAUUUUUUGAUGAUGAUGUAGUUCCAGAAAAAAAUAUCCUAUUUGAAUGUGAAAAAAUUAUCAAAAAGCAUCCUAAUGCAUGUGGGUUUAUUGGGAACACAAAAUUCCCACCAGCAGAUGGAAGCAUUUAUACAAGUGCAUUGGCUUUAUCAGGACUCACAUUUUUUUGGGGAAUUUCAGAACUCUGGGAUGACGAUGUACCUUGGGGAGUAACUGCCAAUUUACUCAUUAGACGAUUUAAUGAGAACAUACUUUAUGAUCCAGUAUUUCCUAAGACUGGUGGAGGAGAAGACAUUGAUUUUUGUUUGAAACAAAGAAAUUUUUUUAUUAAAAACACGAAAAAUGGGAAAGGAUUUCAAGCAGCACCAAAUGUUAUGGCAACUCAUCCUUGGUGGAAUAAUGGCAAUAGAGAUUACUGGAGAUUUUAUAAAUGGGCGACAGGAGAUGGUGCCUUGGUUAAAAUGUAUCCAGAAUUAACGUACAACGACAUUGUACCAAACAGCAUAGAAUUGUUAUUUGGAACAAUAUUAUUCUUUCUUGUUUCUAUGAUAUUUUCUUUAUUCUUUGCUGUAUUUUAUAAUACACCAAUUAUUAAUACCUUUACAAUUUUGACAUUUCUAUCCAUUCCACUUGUAAUUGUCUCGAGCAUUAUUGCUGAUAUGUAUUUACACUUAACUGAACAACCUUACAAGCAUACAUCCACAGUUGGUGGCUAUCGUUAUAUCUUAGCCAUGGUCGAAUCUUCACUUAUUCGUAUAAUGAGUGAAUUCGGUAGAUUGAUGGGAAUGAUCGAAAGAAACGAAUGGGGAUAUAUUGGGAAAAGAUUUGAUUGGUUUGUGAAAAGAAAGGAAGGAUCGGUAUGGACCGAAAGAUAUAAUAAUUUAAGGAAAUUUCUGAUUUGGAUGUCCGGACCUUUUGACAUUGGAAAUAUCGCAAAUUGUUAUAAACCCGAAUUAUAUUUUCGUUUAAUUUAUCCAAAUGGAACGGUUAAUUCUUUGAAUAUACCAGCGAAACAAAUUCCUAGAUUUAAUUUUUGUAAAGUGUUAAAUGAUAUCAUAUAUCAACCUAAUAUUAAAGUUUGGCCUUUUGAACCAAAUUUUGUUUAUGUUACUUAUCUUAAUUCAAGUGGUAUAGAUGCGUCUGUUUAUGGUCUUUUAAUUAAUUGGAGCGGUAAAAUUUUGAGUAAUUCAUUCAUAGAUAAAGCUACCAUUAAUUUAAAUGGAAUAGUUUUUCCGCCAGGUCCUUUAUAUUAUUCCAAAGGUAAUAAAAAUAAUGGAUUCUUGUACGUAAGAAAACAGAACACGAGUGAUAUUAUUUGGAGUCAUUAUGCUCUUCCUACAAUCCAAAGUAAACAAUCAAUUCAACUUUUACGCAAAGGAGUAAUUAAAGGAGAAAAAGCAAAAGAUGUUAAAUUUUUUGGAUUUUCACAAUUUGCGAAUGGAUUUUAUUUAAUUUUAGCAAGAUCAUAUGAUCAUCCGGAUGUAGCUUCAUUCGAUCUAGCAAAUAUUAAUUUACGUAUUGAUGCAUACUUUAUAAAUGCAAAUGGUAUUAAAGAACCAGUACCAAAUGUUAUUUAUCAAAGUCCUGUACGAAAUCUAAAUGUUACGGCAGUAACUUGUGGAAUAGAUUAUAAAGGUCACGGAAAUUCUUGUUUAUUUUAUCUUUCUAUAAAAGAAUCUUUGGAAAAUUUAUUUGGAGUAAGAAUUAAAUUUAGAUCUAAUGGAGCUACUACAAUGGUUAAAGAAGUGCCCGCAUUAGGGGUUACGGGAACACCUGAAUUGAAUCUUAAGUCAUUAGUCUCUGGAGGGUAUUUAUUUACUGUGCGUUAUAAUGAAAGAGAUAAGCAAUCAGUAUACGGAUAUGUUCUUAACGCAACAGGAUAUAUCCAAGGAAAAUGGCCUUUACCACAACCAAUCAGUACUACAGCAAGAGGUCAAGUCUUUGAUAUCCUUCCUAAUGGUACAAUCGUAGCAGUAACAAAACACGAUAAUAACAACUUUACAGUCAUGACAUCUGAUUUCCCUAAAUCUUUGAUCGAAGGCGAUGUUGGAUAUUUUAAUCCUUUAAUUAUUUCAACAUAUCCUUCUCUUAACGGUACAAUUCCACUAAAGGCAACCAAACUAAAUAUUACUUAUUCUGAACCUAUUGCUAUUUCUUCGCAAAAUAUUUCGAUUUAUCAAUAUUUUAGUGCAACAGGCUUUCAUUUAUUACGCCAAACAUAUCCUGCUUCCGUAGGAUUUACGAAACUGAGCAGUGAUAAUAAAACUCUUAUAAUUGGUGCAUUUGAUAGUACUUUUAAUAAACCUAAUUCGAGUUAUCAUAUUAUAGUCGAAUAUGAUGCAGUAAGGCUUAUGAAUAAUGGUGAACCUAUAUUAGGAAUUCAGGACAACGUUUGGAAUAUCACAACUGAGAAUAUGACAAUUGGUCCUAUCAUAGUAGGAGCAUCAGUGGUAGGGUUCGUUCGAUUAUCUCCAGAGGGCACAGAAAAAUUCAAUUCCCUUGAUGAGAAAGGAAAGCUUAAUUUUAUGAAUAAUUUAGGCAAAGAAUUAGCAUUUAUAGUUCCAAUUGAAGGAAAUCGUAUAGUACCAUUAAAUCGGUACCAAGAAGAUCAAAAAACAAAAGAAAAGAGGAUAUUGUUAGCAUAUAAAAUUGGACCGAUUAAUAACAAUACUACUAAUAUUACUGCAAUUGGUGAAAGUCCUGAAGGCAUAAUGAAUGAUUUGCAAGCUUUGAUAAGCCAUGGUGGACUAACUUUAGUAUCUAAAUUGGAACAUACUAAAAAUUUAGAUUAUAGUUAUGGAUUUGUUAGAAAACGUGACAUAUUCCGAGAUAAUAGAACUCAGAUAAUUCUAUUUGCCGUCUACCUCAUUGUUGUGCUUUUAUUAAUAUCAGUGGUCUACUGCUUAAACAGACGGGAAAAAAUUGAGACAAAAAUUGGUGUCGUUUUAAAAUUUAUUCUCGCACUUGUUACAUUCGUAUUCUACACUAUUCAUACUUAUGAAGAUGCCAAAGAUGUAGAAAGACUUGCUUUAGCAAGUGUAUUACUUUUAAUUCUUCCAUUUGUUAUAAAAUUAAGUUUGGGGUUAUUUAUAAUAAGUCGAGAAUCUAAAACAAAUCCUGCGUUUCAUGUUUGGUUAGAAAAACAUAGGAUGAUCACAUUCUUUUUUACAUUUUUAUCAGGUGUAGAUUUAGAUGCAAUAACGGUAUUGAGUUCAAAACUGGAAGAAUCACUUAAAGCUCCUUUAUCAGAAAAAGCAAAUAAGCAGAUUGAUGAUAUCGAACAUGUUGGAUUUUUCUUAAAAGACUUACCCCAAUUAGCGGUUCUUGUUUUAUAUUAUAUAAUGGCUUUAGAUUACGGAAUUGUUCCCUUUUUUGCCUUAGUUUCAUUAAUAAUUUUAAUAGUUUAUGUAAUUAUAUGGAGAUUAUGUGUAUGGUGUAUUAGGAGAAGGAAAGAUAGGAGACUUAAGUUAAGUAGAGUUUCAAGUGAUGAUUUAUUAAGAGAAUCGCCCAGUUCAUCCGGUUCGAGUUGGUGGAAAAAAUUAAGCCCCAGAUUUAUGACAGGGAAAGGUGAUUCAAGUGAUGAUUUAUUAAGAGAAUCGCCCAGUUCAUCCGGUUCGAGUUGGUGGAAGAAUAUAAUUAGUAAACCAGGUUCAUUGCUUGAGAAGCUCGGACUUGGUAGAUUAUCCAAAUUAUUUCGUAGAAAACAUACUGUUGCUACUACUAUAGUUGAUGAAUCAGGACAUGUAAUAGGAGAAUUAUCAAAAACAACAACAAAAACUCCACACGAACAAAUGACGAUAAGUCCUCAACACGGAGGCGCAUCAACUUCUCAACGCGGAGGCAUGACAACAACAAGUUCUCAACGCGGAGGCUUGAAAGGUCCUCAACGUAUCAUUCAUAAGGAUGGAGGCUCUGAAACUCAAACUAUUAUUCAAGGUGAAGGAACAGAAGGAGAUGAAGAAUUUAAACAGCAAAUUGUAGAAGAAGAAAAAGAAAAAAAUGAUAAAUGA
Molecule: messenger RNA, 6198 nt
Organism: Rhizophagus irregularis DAOM 181602=DAOM 197198
Lineage: Eukaryota; Fungi; Glomeromycota; Glomeromycetes; Glomerales; Glomeraceae
Source: RefSeq, a predicted model, not a curated record